This is a messenger RNA of Amphibalanus amphitrite, 3860 nucleotides long. RefSeq lists its product as uncharacterized. Bases 221 to 3793 code for a protein of 1190 amino acids. The record is from RefSeq and is a predicted model, not a curated record. NCBI's taxonomy places the organism in Eukaryota, Metazoa, Arthropoda, Thecostraca, Balanomorpha, Balanidae. The transcript is spliced from 5 exons.
AGUGCUCCAAUAAAAUUGCGCACUUGGUUCCUUUCUGACGCAAAAUCGACCGUGUUAUUUUUUAUGCAGUCUUUCACGAAUUGAAAUUGCACUGACAAAUUGUAUGAUAGUUAUGCAUGCAUUGCGAAGGAGAUAGUUUUUUAUUACGGCUAAGAGUUUAUCUUAAUACAAAGAUAAACAUGUAAAAUUUGCAUUUAUCCCAUAAUCAUUAGCACCCAGCAUGGAUACUUUGGUUUCCGAUUCAAAUGAGGACGAGAGCAUUGGAGACCCGGAAAAAUGUCUUCCUCACAUAAACGGCUGUGAUACGAAGUGUGCAGACAUCGAGACAGACAAUGCCUCAGAGCAAAAGGACAAUGAGCUAAAACAAGAAAAAGACGUAACACCAAAAGUGGUUGAAGCUUCAUCGUCUGAGGUGGUUUCCCAAGACCUUAAUAAGGAUGACCCUCAAGAAGCAAAAUGCACUGCAUCUAGCAAGGGAUGUAUUUCCUCGGUAAAACCGAAAACCCAUGACGCUGGCCCUAAAAAGACAUCACGGCUUCCCAUUUCGUCUGGAAAGAAAUUAGACACAUUUCACCAAAAGAAAAUUGAAUUAGAAAAACGCAAACAUAAAAAUUCACCGCAUAACGACAGCGCCGACACUGGGCGCUCAAAAGUAUCAGCGAGCCGGCCCAAAUCGUCCCGAUUUCCCAAGGUUCCUGUGGCACCUCAAACCACCUACCGACCUCGAGCCUCGACCGUCGGACCUGCCGGUGGCGAGGUACCGGCGCGACCUCUGCCCACAACGCUGCCGCCGAUCCGACCCACCGACAGCGCUGCAUGCGGUGUUGGACGGGGUCGAAGUCGAAUUCCGAUCCGAGCCCGCUCGGCCGAUUGUCAGGCUGACCAGGCAGCGCGUGGAUCGGCACGAUUGUCGGCGAGGUCCAGUAGCUGUGGUUCAGAUAUCAUCCGCCAGGUGUCAGGCAGGUCUAGGCAGCGUUCAACGAAGUCGGGCAGCCGUAGUUCAGGUAGCGCCCGCCGGGCAUUGUGCAGGAUGGCACCACGCUCGGCGCGGUCCAGUAGCUAUGAUUCGGAAACUAACCGCCAGGCGGCGCGCAGGUCUGCGGUGCAUUCAGCGAGGCCCAGCAGCUGCGGUUCGGCCGGGGGAAGGCAGAGGACGCCCAUUGUGCCGGCAAACUGGUCACUGAUCGAUGUCAAUGAUAAUGCACGACUGCUCCUCGACUUUGAGGGUCAGCAGACAGCGGUCCUGGAACACGACUUUAGUCCACGGCGCAGAAGGGAUCUCAUCGUCUUGCAGCAUAAAGAAAAAGAGGAUAAGGUCACUCCGAGUCUGCCUCGUGUGACAAAGCUGAAAAUGCAUUGGGAAACUACACCGAGUUCAAGCUCGACGAAGAGGGGCGGCAUUUCCCCUCCCCGCUCGCCAAGAGAUGUCGUCGCCUCCACCUCUCCCUCUCCGAGGCGCUGUCGUGCGGGAGCGUCCGAGAGCCAGAGGCAGGCCGGUCCUGACCAGACAUCCAGGACGUCCACACCGACAGGGAGAGGUCGCGCACCGGGACACAGCGGUCCUCGGAGGGCGGCUGGCGGCUCCUCGCAGCGAGUGCCCGCCGCCGGAGUGUCGCCCGCAGGAGUGCCGCCCACAGGAGUGCCGCCUGCCAGGAGUUCCUCUCUGGGAGUGUCGGGCAGCGGCCGCCGUCGGACGCCGGUGGAGUACCGUCCCAACCUGACGCCGUACCCUCGCGAGUACUUCAUGCUCGGUCACCUGGGACCCGACCCGGAGCGCAUCAAACGCAGGCAAGACAAAAUGAGGCGGCAGCGCGAGUACGCGGCGAGGCUGGCCAGAUGGAACCGGGAGGCGGCCCAGCGGCGAGAGGUGGUCUCCGUCACCGUGUGUUCCGCUGGUCCUCCCAGUCCAGAACACAGUCCGGAGCGCAAGCCCAUCGAGGAACCCUCCACUACCCAGCCAGCUUCAGAGGAAUGCGAAAUGAGCGAGGAGAUCAAUUCAAUGUCCCCAUAUGUGCCUUCUGGGCCCGAAGAACAAAUCGAUACCGCUGCAGAAAGAGCGCCUUCACCCCCAUAUGAUGAAAGAAAACCAUCAGCUGAAGAUGACAGUGAGACGCGUCCUCAGGUUGGUGAGAAAUCUGGCCAAACUAGUCACAUGAGCGUGGAGUCCGACUCUGGGUCUGUGUCAGAGUCAGAGUCGGAGUCCUCGCUGGAGUGGGGACUCGAGAAGGUUAUUCGGGUGAUUCAGGAGUCAAACGUGCUGACUAGAGACGGUGGGAAGAUGACGGAGGUGGCGAUGAAGGAUGCUUCUGUUGAAAACGCAGAUAAACUCGCCUCACCCAAGGAUCCGAGGUUUGACAAGGAGAAGGAAACCUGUGAAAGAGACCGAAUCGGAGAACACCCUGAAGGGCAAAUGCACGAAGAAAGGGAAGACGCAAGGAAAUCGAUGGAGCCAAAGUUAGAGUCGAAGCCUUUUGACACAGAGCUACCAGUGGGACAAGAUGCAUUGCCUCAGAAGAUGAUCUUAGGUUAUCUUGACCUAGAAACGACUAUGAACGGAAACGAAUCCGACCGAGAAAUUGAAAAUACGAAGGGCUCCUCAAUAGAUUAUUUACAGACACAGUUGGCCCCAUCAAACCCGCUGGUUACUGCCGACCUAAGCUCGGAGUAUCUCCGGGUCAGAUCCGAGCAAACAGACAAAUGCCUGGCCUGGAUCGAAGCAUGCACGAUACUAGCAAAAUCAUCCUUGGCUGCAAUGGAAGACUGGGACAAGAAGGAAUUGAUGAAUAAUUUCUCUCGAAGGGUAUCAGAAUACGUCGGUCCGUCGGCGACCUGCCAGCACAUCCAUGUAGAGUCACCUCCAGAUCCUUGCGCCGCUUCAGAGGCAGAUGAGUCCGAAUACGACGAGUUUGACUCGGCGCCCAAGUCUGUGUCCGGCUCGGACUCCGAUAUGGAGAUGGAGGACGCACUGGAGGACCUCUCUAGGGAAACUCUCUGCCCUGAGUCGGUCGCUGCUCAAAGGACGCCGACGCUGAGCACAACACCUCCCCCAGCGCAGUCCGCCACUCUAGCCACCGAGGUCAGCGGCUCUCGUGAGGAGGAUCCCGACGGCAGCAGACGCAGAGACCGUGGCGGAGACGAGGACAGGGGCGAGGGCGGCUGCGGCUGGGGCGUCGGCGGCUGCGACGGCCGGUCGGCACGCCGCUGCGGCAGCGAUGACCUGUUCCUGGAGCUGCCGGAGCAGACGUCCGUCAGGGUAACCUCCGGCCGCUGCAGGGGCGCCUCAGGCGGCUGCUCCUGCGAUAUGUCCUCCUUCAGACCCACCGCCUCUCACCGGUCCACACAGGCGCCGCGCGGCCCGGCCUCGUUCGUGUAUAAGAACCUGCUGGCCAUGGAGUUACAAGGAGAGGAGGCGGCUGCUCCGAUGGAGGUGGAUGGCCUAGAAAGAACGGAGGAAGCGAAGGAGAAAGACCCCGGAGCAGCGGCCGAGGCCAGUAUGCCGGGGACGGGAGAAGAGCCGAAGGCGGCGCCCGUGAGGCCGAUGCCAGAGGGAGUGGUGGAGUCUGCUCCCAUACCUGUGCCCGAGUUCUCGUCGAGAGCCGGCCCGGUCAGGAGGAGGCGGUGGGACAGCCGGCUCUGGCCCUCCGCGCUGUCCGACCAGCCGUCCGUCUACAUGAGUCGUCUGUCAAAUAUCUGGCCCGAUGAAGCUCUCCUGGCGGUGGAGAAAGUGCCCGAGGAUAGACGAGGGACUCGCAAAUAUCUGGAGGAGGCCGCGCAGCCUCCCGGAAAUUACUGAACGUCCGAUCUUAGUGUUGACGUUCUAUGUGCAUAGUUCAGUAAAUAAUAAAUAUAUUUGUUCUUUA